GGGGAGGAUUCUUCUCCCACAGCUCUUGGAUACAUGGGCGGGACAUCCUGGAAACCAGACUCCCGUGCAGAGAUUUUUUGUUCACUGAAAACAGAGUUUGCUUGAAUCCUGCAACUUUUUCACAAAAUUCUGUUGGCAUCAGAAAAGCAUACAUCGUUUAAAUUGAAUUUGGAAGCACAUUUGCAGCAAGUGGUGGAAUUGCUGAACGAGCCAAAUAAGGUGUUCACUUAUAGACUCUUUACCAUGUGGCUAAAUGUGAUAGCAGUGGCAUUCUUGGCUACCUCGGCGUCGGCUGCCACAGCUGCUUCUCCCGACAAAGUCCUCAGUAAACAUGCCACCACAAUGGCUGACAACAGUGCCAACUUGGCUUUCAAUCUUUACCAACACAUGGCAAAGGAGAAGAAUGUUGAAAACAUCCUGGUUUCUCCUGUUGUGGUGGCAUCCUCUCUGGGUUUGAUGGCUCUUGGGGGAAAGGCCUCGACAGCCUCACAGGUCAAAACUGUUUUGAAUGCAGCGAAAGUGCCAGAUGAGCAGCUGCAUUCUGGUUUGGCCGAGCUUUUGACUGAGGUGAGUGACCCCAAGACCCGCAAUGUUACCUGGCAGAUGAGCAACCGUCUGUAUGGACCCAGCAGUGUAAACUUUGUGGAUGCUUUUGUGAAGAGCAGCAAAAAACACUAUGAUUGUGACGCUGCAAAAAUCAACUUCAAAGAUAAGAAAAGUGCUCUGAAUUCCAUCAAUGAAUGGGCUGCAAAGUCCACUGAUGGCAAAGUGCCUGAGGUCACAAAAGAUAUAGCCAAGAGUGAUGGUGCAAUGAUCAUCAACGCUAUGUUUUUCAAACCUCACUGGGACGAGGAAUUUCAUCAUAAAAUGGUGGAUAACCGCGGAUUCAUGGUCUCACAUAGCUAUACUGUCUCCAUAGAGAUGAUGCACCGCACGGGUAUAUAUGGCUUCUACGAGGACAAAACCAAUAAGGUGACCAUUCUGAGCAUGCCACUGGCUCUUAAGAAGUCUAGUCUGGUGUUCAUCAUGCCUAACCAAGUCGACAGUCUGGACGGAGUGGAGAAGAUGUUGACCAAGAAGCAGCUGGAUUCUUGGAUGAGUAAGCUGCAACAGACGGCAGUGGCUGUGUCUCUGCCAAAAGUCAGCAUGGAAGUCAGUCACAAUUUAGAGAAACAUCUUGAAAAGUUGGGUCUGACAGAGGUGGUCAACAAAUCCAAAGCAGACUUGUCCAAAAUCUCUGGGAAAAAGGACCUCUACCUAUCCAGCGUCUUUCAUGCAGCAACCAUAGAGUUAGCCACAGAAGGAAAUGAGAUGGACACUUCCAUCUUUAACACAGAUAAACUGAAGUCACCCAAACUGUUCUAUGCAGAUCAUCCUUUCAUUUUCUUGGUGAAGGACCAGAAGACGAACUCCAUCCUGUUUAUUGGCAGGCUGGUCAGGCCAAAGGGUGAAAAGAUGAGAGACGAAUUAUAACCACAUAUUGACGUGUGCGUGCGCUGUGAGAGAGAAAGUGUGAGUGAGGGAAAAAAAUGGAUGUUUGCUAGUUAUACUUUGAGUACAUUCCUGUCACACACUGAUACCGUUCCACUAGAAUUUGAAGAGGGAUGUAUUUUUUAGAGCAUCAAUUAAGGCUGUAUGAUUUGGUGUAUCAGUUGUUGAAUGAAAAAUCACUUGAAUCUAAUGGAAACAGGGAGAGGACCUCUGAGUGUGCCAGCCUAAUAUGGUUUCCGAUGUGUGGUCAUGAAUUUUUUUUUUAAGGGUUUUACCCAGAUAAGAAAAGUGUUUUGUGUCCAGGAUGACUGCUCAACAUUGGUUUGACAUGCGCUAUCCUUGACAAAUACAAAUGGAAUUUUCAAAAGACAAUGAAAAUUGUGUUGUUUCUUUUGACUUUUCAAUUAGUAUAGAACGUAUUUGUUGAUGUGUGGUGCUGGUAUGUUACGUAGUUGCAAUUCAUCCAAGGGUCUUUAUGUUUGUAGUCAAGGUUAACAGUUGACAUGCUUGUGGAAUGCAGGCUUUCUUUGGAAUUUAAAUAAAACCUUGAAAUACAUUUGAGGGGAAAUUGCAUACCCUUGGGAUAUUUCUAUUCGAGCAAGUUUUUCAAUAGUGUAAAAUAUGUGGUGUGCACAUAUGUUACAUUAACAUGUAGUGGCCAAUCAGUCAAUUGAAAAUGUUUAUUUACAUUGAUAACAAACAGAAAUUGACAUGGGAGAAGGGUCUUUGUGAGUCAGCAAUUACUUUUUUCCCCUCAUUUUGCUUGACCUGUUCCCAAAAAGAUAUUGCAUGAUUGUUACAUGACGCCAUUGAACGCAAUAUUAUAUAUGAAUGAGCUAACAGAGGCAAAGAAGGGUAGGCUACAGACAGGCAUGUGUACAGGUAGGCUCCCGGUGAUCAUUUGGCACUAGCGCUUUUGAUCCCUGCGAGAAAAGUACCCUUUUGCCGGUGGCAAAUUUUCUCACAGGGGCGGCCACUUAAAAUUUGGGAAAUCUGUCACUUUAAGGAAAUGCAUACUGAUGUACAUUGGUUUAUUGUGUUAUAUUUAAUUUGACUAAUUAACACUAGAAGUAUCACGGGUGUCCCAUUUUGGGACAUCCUGGGGUCAUACGCUCCCAAGCCGAACCUAGCCUUUGUUUUGUAAAUGGGGCCAUUACUUAUGCACCGCCGGCCGCAUUCCAUUUCUAUUUUUCUUCCCCCACCCCUUGGCCCUUCAAACGAAGCAAUAAGGGGUAGGGCUUGAAACGUCAGCCCUACGAAUUGGGACACUUCUUCACACUCACGUACGUAAUAAGUCCGUUCAGCCAGUUGUUACGUAACCAAAAGCGACGAUAAAAAGUGCACUAAGUGCACUUGUGCGUUUAGCAAAACUGAAAACAAAACAAACAUUACAAAUGAAGAAACACAAUGAACAAUGAACUAACAUUACAAUUAGUGGUGUCGAUUUUUUAUUUAUUACACCCCUAAAUAGUGCACUUUUUAUCGUGAUUAAUCUUUUUUAACUAUUACUUUUCUGACUGAAGAAAACACAUUGAAAGUAGAUAAUACUGGUCAUCAGCUGUCAGAAUAUUAUUUGGAUGUAUCAAGCUUGUUUCAUUUAAUUUAAGCAAAGCAAACAAAACAAACACUUGUAACUAACGGAAGGGUCCACAACACAUGCACAUAGAUGUGGAGCACUAGUUCAGUUUAAUUUAAUUUGGUUUCAAAUUCAAUGUAAUAUUUACACCAUUGUAUGAAACCUGAAUGAUAGUGUGUUUCUGAACCAAGAGUGGUAUUUACUAAUCUUGCAUAUUUUUUCCAGCAAUUUCAUGUGUCGUGCUCUUCGUUUCACCACUGUUGCUUGGUGUGCUUAGUUGUAGUAUUUCUAAAUAUCUACGUAUAUGAAGGUAUAUCCACAGCAAAUUGUUAAUUUAUCUUUUUAUAAAUGUUUUAACAUGUAGAGGGUAUUCAAACAAAUACAUCCGAAUGAAUUAGAAUUAUUAAAAUACUGUUAUUAAAAUAUUCUCAGAAGUUUAGCAGUUUAGUGUCAAGUAAGAAAUAACAGUGUCUGA
Corythoichthys intestinalis (scribbled pipefish) is the source of this 3542-nucleotide messenger RNA. RefSeq names its product serpin peptidase inhibitor, clade H (heat shock protein 47), member 1a (gene serpinh1a). Gene Ontology annotation, cellular component: endoplasmic reticulum. The transcript has 5 exons. NCBI's taxonomy places the organism in Eukaryota, Metazoa, Chordata, Actinopteri, Syngnathiformes, Syngnathidae. Gene Ontology annotation, biological process: collagen fibril organization. Gene Ontology annotation, molecular function: serine-type endopeptidase inhibitor activity. The coding region runs from base 244 to 1473 and encodes 409 amino acids. The record is from RefSeq and is a predicted model, not a curated record.